GCACAAGCCCACUCCGAAUCACUUGCUUUCGUCGCCAGCGCCGCCUACUUCAUCUCCGGUGAUUGCCUGGUCGGUCUCUCUUACAGUCUUAUUCCUAUCUCUUCUGCUCCAAUUCUUACUUCUGAAUGCCUUCUUGCGCCAUUUACCAUAUCGGCAGUCUCGGUUAUCAAUGACCUUAUACUCUGAAAAAGCGUCUGUUUUAUUUCUCUAUUAUUGCAAGAAUCACCAGAUUAACGCUACGUUAUUUCCUUGUCUGAGAAUCUUUUUUUUAUCCUUUUGAUCAUUUCGUCUUUAAACCUGCAUUUGUCUCCGAUGAUUUCUCUCUUAAGCCAACCUCAGACUUUUUAACGUCUAGGAAGCAGAUGGCAACCCACGAGUUUCUCACUCUUUUCUAUUGAGCUGAAGCUCCUGGAUUAUAUUUUUUCUAACUACAAACUUUACCUUGUUUGAGUUUUGUCAUUUAUAUAGCUAGAUAUGAUACCUCCUUGCUGCAUUACGGCUGACAUUUGAUUGAGUUGAUUUUUCUGAUUAAGUGCUACAAAUUUGGUAGUAGGGAGAUGAAUGAUUGUGAAUAAGGGUCAUAUAAUUUUGUUAUUUCAAACGUUCCUACGCCUUUCAUCCCUCAGGUUAUCAUUUAAUUUAUAUGCCAUUGGCCUCUUGAGUUAGAGUAAUUUGUAAAGGUUGCAAGAACUGCUCGCUUCUAGGAGACUAUCCAUAAUGUGAAGUUAGUAGUUUAAUGAUGAAGUCUGAGCUAAAUGGAUGCCACUUUUAUCAAUGUUAACAUCUAUGUUUUUCAACCUUUGUGGUUGAUGAUGUCGCCUAUUGGAUGACACAGGCUGUUUCUAAGGUCUUGGACAAAACUUGAAACAACUCAGAAAAACACGUGAGGGAAUGUCAUCGUCAUCUUCUAUGGAGUCUCUAGUUCUUAAACUCUUCGAGAUCUCAGCUGUCAAAUUUGGAAACUUCAAACUCAAAUCUGGCAUCUCCUCACCAAUUUAUAUAGACCUUCGCCUCAUCAUAUCCUACCCUUCCCUUCUUCAGCAAAUCUCCCAAAUUCUAAUUUCAUCUGUCUCUUCUGCUUCCUUUGACCUUGUGUGUGGAGUCCCUUACACUGCUCUACCCAUUGCCACUUGUGUCUCAGUCACUAAGAACAUCCCCAUGGUCAUGCGCCGCAAGGAAAUCAAGGAUUAUGGCACUGCUAAAGCCAUUGAGGGUGAAUACAAGCCUGGCCAAAGUUGCUUAAUCAUUGAAGACUUAGUUACGAGCGGCACAUCAGUUUUGGAAACUGCUGCUCCAUUGCGUGGUGCAGGGAUGAAGGUCAGUGAUGCUGUCGUUUUAAUCGAUAGAGAGCAGGGUGGGAGAGAGAAUUUAGAGGAGAAUGGCAUCAAGCUGCAUGCAAUUAUAAGACUGACUGAAAUGGUCAAAAUUUUGAGGGAAAAGGGAAAGCUUGAUGAUGAGAUUGUUGGGACUGUUAUGAAAUUUUUAGAAGAGAAUCGAAAGGUUACUGCUUUGGCAAAGGUGGAGAAGCCUACUACUAGGGUCAGGGCUUUGUCAUUUGAGGAGAGGGCAAAGCUGUCAAAGAAUCCAACAGGCAAGAGGCUGUUUGAUAUAAUGGCUAAGAAGGAGAGUAACUUGUGUUUGGCUGCAGAUGUUGGAACUGCAGCAGAGUUGCUUGAAAUUGCUGAGAAGGUUGGGCCUGAGAUAUGCCUGCUGAAAACUCAUGUGGACAUUUUGCCAGAUUUUACUCCUGAUUUUGGCUCUAAGCUCCGCUCGAUUGCAGAAAAAUUUAACUUCUUAAUCUUUGAGGAUCGGAAAUUUGCUGACAUUGGUAACACAGUAACAAUGCAGUAUGAAGGAGGAAUCUUCCAUAUAUUGGAUUGGGCUGAUAUAGUAAAUGCCCACGUUAUCUCUGGUCCUGGAAUUGUGGAUGGAUUGAAACUGAAGGGUUUGCCACGUGGCAGGGGUCUCUUGCUGCUUGCUGAAAUGAGUUCUGCUGGUAACCUUGCCAAGGGAGAUUAUACUGCUGCUGCAGUGAAAAUUGCUGAGGAUCACUCUGAUUUUGUUAUUGGCUUCAUCUCAGUCAAUCCAGCGUCAUGGCCUGGGGCACCCAUAAAUCCUUCUUUCAUUCAGGCAACUCCUGGUGUUCAAAUGGUGACUGGUGGUGAUGCUUUGGGACAACGAUAUAACACUCCAUACUCUGUGAUCUAUGACAGGGGAAGUGACAUCAUAAUAGUGGGACGUGGCAUUAUCAAAGCAGCCAAUCCAGCUGAAACAGCUCGUGAAUACCGUCUUCAAGGAUGGAAUGCAUAUUUGGCCAAGUGCACUUGAAGCCUCUGUUCAAAUAUUUUUAAUUGGAUGAGUCAAAUCUCCGUUUUUGUGACAUGUUUCAUUUCACUAGAAACCCUCGAGGAAGCUCUUGGGUGAAAUAUGAUAUGCAAUAAUACUGUUGGGUUAAGUUUUUAUGUGUGACCCUUUUGUUUUCAUGCUGAUAGAUGGACAGAUCAUCUAUUCAUGGUGGUUAAUGAUUUUCAAGUUUUCAUUAUUA
Messenger RNA from Prosopis cineraria, 2545 nucleotides. Its product is annotated as uridine 5'-monophosphate synthase-like. Bases 892 to 2328 code for a protein of 478 amino acids. The transcript has 6 exons. Lineage: Eukaryota; Viridiplantae; Streptophyta; Magnoliopsida; Fabales; Fabaceae. Gene Ontology annotation, biological process: 'de novo' UMP biosynthetic process; 'de novo' pyrimidine nucleobase biosynthetic process. Gene Ontology annotation, molecular function: orotidine-5'-phosphate decarboxylase activity; orotate phosphoribosyltransferase activity. The record is from RefSeq and is a predicted model, not a curated record.